Symsagittifera roscoffensis is the source of this 2016-nucleotide messenger RNA. Its product is annotated as apoptosis inhibitor 5-like. NCBI's taxonomy places the organism in Eukaryota, Metazoa, Xenacoelomorpha, Acoela, Convolutidae. Gene Ontology annotation, cellular component: nucleus. The record is from RefSeq and is a predicted model, not a curated record. Gene Ontology annotation, biological process: negative regulation of apoptotic process. The transcript is spliced from 2 exons. Gene Ontology annotation, molecular function: RNA binding. Bases 5 to 1903 code for a protein of 632 amino acids.
CGCAAUGAGCUCUGAAAAGAUUGAAAUAUCUGCGGCUAAAAUGGAAGAAGCUGUUGAAUCAGAACCUCUCAAAGUUCCCGAGGAGACUGCGAAAGAAGAAAACGCAAUGGAUACCAAGACUGAUUCGGUUCCGGAGACUGAAUCGAACAAGACAGAGACAGAUUCAGAAGAGAAAGAAGAUAGCUCAGUCAUAAAUUCGGAGCCCUCGGUUAAAAUUGACUCGACUGAUUCAGAGAGCAAAAUCGACUCCGCGGAGGUUGCAAAACCAGACCAAGAAGUGAUAUCUGUGGAGCGUCUGUAUGAAAUAUGCGAAACAUUAGAUUCCAUGUCCAAGUCCAACCCGGAUAAGAUGUACUCUUACGAAGGACUUUUCCGGGAGCUCCUGGGAGGAGUGAAAGGGGAAAAGAAACAAAAACAACUGUCUUGUCAAUUUAUAAUGAGAUUUUUCAAGUUUUUUAGUACCUCCCAACCCUUGUUAGAAUUAACCUUAGACGCACUUUUUGACCUAUGUGAAGAUCUAGACGCGGCUAUUAGGCGUCAAGCUAUUAAAGAGUUGCCCAAUAUUUGUAAAAGUGUACCGGAAACAGUUGCCCGUAUUUCAGACAUUUUAGCCCAGCUUCUCCAAGCUGAGGAUUCGGUUGAGUAUGCUUUCGUCCAGACGUCACUUCUACAGCUGGUCAAAAUCAACGCAAAGGAAUGUCUGUUGGCGCUGUUUGUUCAAAUUUUGACGGCCAGCGAGACCGGAGGAGAAAUCAUACGAGAGAGGACAAUCAAAUUUUUGGCCACAAAACUGCCAUCACUCUCGCCAGAUAUCCUGACACCAGAAAUUGAGACUCUUCUCAUUGCAAAAAUCCAGGAAACAUUACUAGAUGUCACAUGCCACGAGUUCAGUACGUUUAUUAAGAUACUCGCAUCACUGAGACAGCUCCAGCAAACUGAAGGUCGAGCCAGAUUGAUUGAGAUGAUAGCUAAUCAGGCUGGAAUUUCGGACGAUAAGAGUUCGGAUUUUGAUCCGAAAGAUGAAGAAAAAGUGGCAAUUUUGGUGCAGUGUACAAAACAAGCUUUGGAUUUCUUUUCACGCAGUUUACCUAGCACGAAAUUUACGAGCUAUUUUUGCACCACUGUUCUGCCGAGUAUUUGGGAGCUUCCAGAAAACUCAGAUAGUCCAGAUCGAAAUGGAAUGCCGACUCAAGUGGAUGUCUUGAAGCUUUUAGCCGAGUUGUCAGUAAACAGUGGUGCGUUGGACAAUGUUUGUAUAGAGCAUGUUUAUAAUGCACUCGUUAGGUUGUUACCUGAGAAACCGACAGCUGAGGAAGGUGGAAAGUCUAGUGGAGGUGCUUCUUUGCCUAACUUAAUGUUGUCACAUUUGGAAUGUGUCUUAUUCAUUUAUCACACACUUGCUCGCCAACCCUCUUAUAUAACGCUGGAGCAAUCUAAGAAUAAUUUGAAGAAAUUGAAACCGAGUUUGACAUUUUUGGCUUCCGGGAUUCAAAGCUACAUUCAAAAACUGAGAGAGGAUGUUGCACUGUACUCACAAGAAGAGUUGAAGGAGCCAGAAAAUAGUCUAAAACUUACAGCAUUGAAAGUAACUCUGAAUAUCACUCUGAUUAUAAAAGAAUUGGCACGCUCUCCUCCCUCAUUCCAGGAAAUUGUUACGUUGUCAUGGAAACGAGCUACCCAAGUGUCUGGAAACAAAGCUGCGGUGAAAAGGAAAUCACAACAAGGUGGACACAAUUCUCACGACCGGAGGGGAGACGAAACUGAAGCGGGGUCAAGUGACGCCAGAGGUCAAAGGUAUAAUCCACCUUCGGGAAAAUAUAGCAAGCAGGUCAACUCUUAUGAAUCGAAAUACAAACCGGGAUUCAAAGGAAGCAAGUAUAAACUGGGAGUAUACUACGCCUGAAAAAAAUAAAAAACUGAAGAUAGUAAAAGAUUGAAGAACAGAAAUCUAACUGAAUUCAAUUUCGUAUACGUGCAAAAUUUAGUUAUUAUGUUCUGAUGAAUUUCAUCUGAAAA